Molecule: messenger RNA, 564 nt
Organism: Haemorhous mexicanus (house finch)
Lineage: Eukaryota; Metazoa; Chordata; Aves; Passeriformes; Fringillidae
Product: feather beta keratin-like
Exons: 2
Coding region: 69-404 (111 amino acids)
Cellular component (GO): intermediate filament
Molecular function (GO): structural constituent of cytoskeleton
Source: RefSeq, a predicted model, not a curated record
CACACACUUCUACUGAAAACUUCUGCUCCUGCUUCUGCUGACAGCCAGGAACCCUCCACACCUCAACCAUGGCCUGCUACAACCGCUGCAGUCCCUGCGGACCCACCCCACUGGCCAACAGCUGCAACGAGCCCUGUGCCCUGCAAUGCCAGGAUUCCCGCGUCAUCAUCGACCCUGCCCCUGUGCUGGUCACCCUGCCAGGACCCAUCAUGACCUCCUUCCCCCAGAACACUGCCGUCGGAUCCACCUCCUCCGCUGCUGUGGGCACUGAGCUCAGUGUGCAGGGACAGCCCAUCUCUGGUGGCUUUGGUGGCUUUGGCUAUGGCCUUGGCUAUGGCCGUGGAUUUGGCUACGGGCUGGGAGGCCUGGGCUGCUAUGGCAGAAGGGGAGGCUACAUCUGCUAAGGGACCUCAGCACCACCCCUGACACCACCAGCUCAGAAGUCUGCAAAAACUGCAAGCCAAUCUCCUUGGCUGAUGGUUGCUGUACUUGCACCUUAUACUGGAUCCCUUAAAUUCCUGCCUCUUCAUUCCUUUGCCUCAAUAAACUUUACCUGCAUCAAAA